Molecule: messenger RNA, 1610 nt
Organism: Beta vulgaris subsp. vulgaris (sugar beet)
Lineage: Eukaryota; Viridiplantae; Streptophyta; Magnoliopsida; Caryophyllales; Amaranthaceae
Exons: 1
Coding region: 124-1488 (454 amino acids)
Source: RefSeq, a predicted model, not a curated record
AUCUUCCUUAGUCGGUCACCUAUCACACUCGAGAGCAUCACUAAAAUUUCCCGUCUCCUCUUUAUUUCCUUAAUUCGGGACUCUGUUAUUGCACAUUUUCCGUCCUUGUAGAACUUUGGAAAUAUGUCUCAGGUUGUGCUCAUUUCAGAGUGUUUUGUCCAACCCAAGUCCGAGAUUCAAGACUCACAAAAGCACCAUUACUUUAGUCCUCUAGCUUUAGAAUUGCUGUCACUAGGAAACACACAAUAUGGUCUUCUUUUCAAACCCUCAGCAACUUUCAGUUCUAAGAAUAUCUAUAACAACCUACAAACCUCUCUUUCUCAUGCCCUUGACUUUUUUUACCCCUUGGCUGGUCGCUUCGUUACCAAAAAAUAUGAAGAUGAACAUAGUUGCUCUAUAUUCAUCGAUUGCCGUAAGGGUCCCGGAGCUAGGCUCAUCCAUGCUUCGGCCUUAGAGCUUAGUGUAGCUGAUGUUGCCGAAACCAGCACAGAUGUACCUCUGGUGAUCCAGUCAUUCUUUGAUCUCGGCGAGCGACAAGUUAAUCAUGACGGCCACACCAGAGCAUUGUUAUCGCUUCAGCUGACAGAACUUGCUGAUGGGUUUUUUAUUGGAUGCUGCAUCAACCAUUGUAUUGCUGAUGGCAUAUCUCUGUCUCAUUUUCUUAAUAUCCUGUCACAGAUAUUCGUUUCUGGAGCAGAAACAACACAUGUCUCACGCCCACCUGUCUUUGAAUUACCCCGUUCAAUUUCUGAAAGCUAUCCAACCCUGAAAUUACCAUUCAUGGAAGAGAAUGAAUUCAUAACCCGAUUCAACGAAAGCCAUCUAUUAAGAGAUAGAAUAUUUCAUUUCUCAGCUUCAUCAAUGGCAAAACUCAAGGCCAAAGCCAAUGCCGGGGCCAAAAACAUGCUACCAACACUAUCUUCUUAUAAGGCCUUGUGUGGGCUUAUCUGGAGGGCCAUUACUCGAGCUCGGAAAUUAUCCUGUGAUGAAGACACCAAAUUUAUAUUGACAGUAAAUAUUAGGCCUCGUUUAAACCCACCUUUAUCCCCUGACUAUUUCCCAAACUCCGUUGUUCUAGCAAUAGCGACUGCGAAGGUUGGUGAGCUGCUCACGAAGGACUUAGGUUGGGCAACCAUGCUGAUCCACCAGCAGGUCGAGGCUGUAGAUGAUGGAGCUGCUCGUAAAGCAUUGGUGUUGUCACCUGGGAAGAGUCUGACAGUGGAGCCACCGGGGCAUAUAUCGUUUGGCGCUAACCCUAUUGUUAUGGGUGGUUCACCCAGAUUUGAUUUUUAUGGAGCUGAUUUUGGAUUUGGUAAACCAGUUGCUGUUAGGACUGGCUACACCAACAGAGAUGAUGGGAAGCUUACAUCUUUUCCAGGGUGUCUUGGUCCUAAUAGUGUUGAUCUACAAGUUGGCAUUGAAAACAUGAAUGACCUUUUGUUGGAUGAGGAAUUCAUGAGCUAUGUUUCAUCAGCAUCUAAAAGUUAGCCUUGAAAACAUGAAUGAGCUUUUGCUGGAUGACGAAUUCAUGAACCAUGUUUCAUGAGCUUAAUGUCAUAUGAGGAUUUGUUUAUGGCAUUGGCAAUGAACAACCGCGUACAUUACAUGGA